This is a messenger RNA of Sparassis crispa, 417 nucleotides long. RefSeq lists its product as hypothetical. Gene Ontology annotation, biological process: arginyl-tRNA aminoacylation; mitochondrial translation. The record is from RefSeq and is a predicted model, not a curated record. Bases 1 to 417 code for a protein of 138 amino acids. Gene Ontology annotation, molecular function: arginine-tRNA ligase activity; ATP binding. Lineage: Eukaryota; Fungi; Basidiomycota; Agaricomycetes; Polyporales; Sparassidaceae. The transcript has a single exon. Gene Ontology annotation, cellular component: mitochondrion.
AUGCUUUCCUUCGAAGGCGACCCGGGGCCCUACCUACAAUACGCACACGUCCGACUCUGCUCCAUCUCCCGCAACAAUCCGGCGCUUUUCACACUCCCGCCGCGCAGCCAGGUCAACACCGUACUGCUGGUUGAACCCGCCGCUCGCGAUAUCAUGAUCGUGUUCCUGCUCGGCUCAUAUCCCGACGUGGUCAAAGUAGCGUUGCGGAGCCAUGAGCCGAGCGGGGUCGUGACGUUCGCGUUCCGCCUUAGUCACGCAAUAUCGGCCGCAUGGGAGGCUGUAAUUGUCAAGGGUGCAGACGUCGAGAAGGCCCCAGGCGCAGAUGUGGAUGUACCUCUGCACGCGAGACAUUUUAGGGGCUGCUAUGCGACUAUUGAGCAUCACGGCUCUGGAGUGAAUGUAGAAGGACUAACAUAA